AUGAACGUAAUCGACGAGGACGACUUUAGCCUAGAGGAAGAAUUACUUGAAAUGGAAAUAGAAGAUCCAAAUAAGGGGAAUAAAAUUGUUCCCGCUCCCGCUGCUGCUCCAGCUCCCAUUCCCGGUGGCCGUCCAGCUCCCGUUCCUGCUGGCCCUCCAGCUCCCGCUCCUGCUGACGCCUCAGCUUUCGCUUCCGCUGGCCUUCCAGCUCACGUUCCCGCUGAUCCUCCAGCUUCCGUUCCCGCUGGCCCUCCAGCUUCUAUUCCUGCUAGCCCUCCAGCUCUCGUUCCUGCUGGCCUUCCAGCUCCC
Molecule: messenger RNA, 309 nt
Organism: Odontomachus brunneus
Lineage: Eukaryota; Metazoa; Arthropoda; Insecta; Hymenoptera; Formicidae
Product: skin secretory protein xP2-like
Exons: 2
Source: RefSeq, a predicted model, not a curated record